Messenger RNA from Cinara cedri, 4807 nucleotides. The record is from the annotation of a GenBank genome assembly. NCBI's taxonomy places the organism in Eukaryota, Metazoa, Arthropoda, Insecta, Hemiptera, Aphididae.
CAGUACCUAUACUGUAUAUUUCGAUACAAUUAAUAAUUUAAUGUUUAUUGAUACCGGUUAAAUUAUCACUAACAUCAGACAGACUCUAUUCAAUUUAAUAUUACGUCUUGGUCAAUAAGUUUGAAAAAACUGACUUUUGUCUUGAAAUAAUAUAUUUUACAUUAAAAAUGACGUGAUGUAAAUCGUCAAACUGCAAUACACUUAUAACCCACGUCGCGGUAGUAAAGUUUUUCGACCAUUGCUUUUAUUUAUACUAGGAUAAUUAAACGCACAGACUUAUUUAAUGUAACCGAAAACUUUUGAUUAAAAACAGAAACCGCUGGAUAACAUCAUAACGUUAUCAUAAUGAAAAUUCAUCCACGUAAGUAUAGUAUUAAUAUUUCUUAUAAAAAAUAGUUUCAUAAUUUUAUUUUAUAAAGAAAGUUUAGAUUUAGAUUUUUUUUUCCGUCUUUGAUACUAUUUGUACAGAUUGAACUUUAUAUCCUGUUUUACCUUUAUCCCACUCAAAAAUUACUGUAAUAUUCAAAUAAUGAAAACAUAUUUAUCUGAACAAACGUAUCGAUUUUGAGCAGGACACGUGUCUCAGAGAUGGGUACUGGCCGUGAUGGGAAUGUUAGGAAUGACAAUGGCUUACAUGAUGAGGGCCUGUCUGGGCAUAACUCUUACCCAAAUGGUUAAGCCCGUGCUCACGGGAAGUGGUUUACAAAUCAACAUAUCGAGUGAAAAGUCGGAACAAAACUACUGCCCGAUGCCGGACGACUUCGGCAUGUCCAACAGGACCGCCGCCGUCGUCGCGGUGGACAGCAGCGAACGGUUCGAUUGGGACGAGAAAACGCAGGGCAUGGUGCUCUCGGCAUUUUUUUACGGUUACAUAAUUACGCAUUUACCGUUCGGAAUCUUGGUUCAAAAUAUAGGCGGCAAAUUCAUCAUGGGUUUCGGACUGCUGUUCUCCGCCAUUUUCACUCUGAUGACUCCGACCGUGGCACGCAUGGGUUCCACGCCGCUGAUAAUCGUGCGGUUCAUCGAAGGCCUCGGAGAAGUUAGUAACAUUGAUCAAUCAUUGUUUCGUCGAUAUUAGAUCGUAUCUACGAAUUACCAAAAUUGUUUAGGGCGCUGUAUUUCCGUCGAUGUUCAUGCUUCUGGCACGAUGGGCACCGCCUGAAGAAAAAGGAAUGCUUUCCACGUUGGUGUUCGCAGGUAACGUAUCUUAUUGCAUGCUCUUAUGACAACCAAUCAUGGAAAGCGAUCAGUGGUGAAUGUUGACUCCAAAGCACGUGUAUGGUCAUUUAUCAUAUUUUAGUAAUACAGUUUCGUUUCAGUAAAAGGUCUUUUUGAAAAAUGAUUAGUAAUCAAUGAACGUUACACUCCCUCUCUCCUUUUUGGAUUUCGGAUUUUCUUAUACCCCCAUUAUUUAGUGCGUAAUUUUUUUUUCAUAUUUCAGAUUUUUUUUGGACAUCCUAUGGCCUGUUUUAACUAAAAUAUUGUGCGAAUGGGUGUAGACACGUUUCUCAUACGUUGUAUUCGUACAUUAUUAAAACCCAUACCAUGCGUUUUGAGAUAGUGUGAUACAAUUUUAUAACUAAAGACAUGAAAUAAAAAUUAUUUUUAAUAUCAUUACUAACUAUUUCUGUGUAACUUGAAUAUAUUUGUUAUAUAUUAAACUCCUUCUUCUUUAUUUUAUUGUGCAAAAUUCGUUAAUUCUUUUUAGAUCUCAUGCUAAAGUUUUUACUUUACCCACUUAUUGUUUUAGUUACGGCGGUGGUAAGAUAUACAAAAAUAAAAUAAAUGUACAUUUUUAAAAUCCGUGGGCUAGUGAAAUGUUUCUACAGCUCCCCCGCUCGUUAUUUCGGUUAUAACAAUCGUCCAAACAAAUUCUGAAAUGUGUCAACUAAUACAAAAAAAAAAAUGACGCGACUACUAAAUGGCGGGGAUAUUAUUAAAACGCAAAAUCCAAAGAGAGAGGGCCUGCAGUUUGAUGUAGGUACGUUGGAAAGGCAUUAGGUCAUUAUAAUAUAUUGUAUAUUAUGAUCUAUGUAUACUUUAAAAACUAAUAUACUAACUAAAAUACAGAACACGGAUGAGUUAAACGGUACAGUUAAAUAUUAAUAAUACGAUUCAUUGACAAAGCGCGACAAACAAAAUAUGCCCCAGAUGGUUAGUACCGUGGCUUCUAGUGGAUCGGGCUAACCUCGGAAAAACUGGUAUUUCAUCACAAUAAUAAACAUUGUAUAGCUAGCGCACGUGCUUUCGCAUGUUUUGUCAAAAAAAUGUAACGAUAAAAUCAUAAUAAAUACAGAUAAAUGUAGACGAGAUUUUUGUCAAAUAUUAUUGCUGUUUCAAAAUAUUACGUUAGACCUUUAGAAUCGAUGAUAGAAUGACACAACUGUUGUAUUUACUGUUUAUAUUUUUAUAGUGGAGCAUGCCUGGAGAAUUCGCCACUGUGAACAAUAUAGUUUGUGACCAAAAUAACAUUUUUAAAAAUUACAUUUCAUUAUUUGGUAUGUUACAUUGUCACAGGUAUAACAGUCGGUAAUAUUUUCGGUAACUUAUUGAGUGGCUUCAUAAUACAUUACGUACCCGGUGGUUGGCCAAACGUAUUUUACUUCUUUGGCUCCAUCACGAUCGUCUGGUUUGUAUUCUGGUGUAUGCUCGUUUAUAACGACCCGAAAUCGCAUCCAUUAAUAUCUGACGCAGAGCUUGAAUACUUACAGAAUUCUAUCGGGAGUCUGGAAAGAAAAAAGGUUAAGUCGAUUUUUAGAUCUUGAGCGGAGCCAGGAAUGUACUGGUUUUACUAUGAUGUGAUUUUUUUUUUUUUAUGUCUGUGAAGAAGUUUCUAUCAAAAAUUUUCCUACAAUCCAUAAACAACAAUAGAGCUCUUUUGUAGAAUUUUCGAUGUAGUUAUGUAUAUUUUAAUAUAUUUUAAAUAUAUGUAUUUUAUAACUGAAAAAAACGUAUGGAAAACGGGAAAAUUAACGGUUUUAUUAUUUUAGAUUUUCUAUUUUUGUUGCAAAUCGAUUAAAAAUAAUCACAGAAUACUUAUAUUAGCCUUUUAUCGUUAUGGGAAAAUUCAACACAUUUUGGUGACUUUUGAGGUAUUUUCAGACAUUUAAAAUUUUUAUAUUACAGCGUUUCACGUAGAAUGAUACGCGCUGUUAUCAAAUUAUAGCGGCGAUUGAGGUGGUGCAGGUGUAGAGGGUAUAAUUUGGGCAACGUUGAUAGUACCGAUCAUUUAAAUUACGUCAAAUAGGACGUUGGUGCAUCUAUUAGCAGCGUAGUGUACACUGACGGCACGGCGUGGAUGGGAUCAGAUAGAAUCUUUUUUUUUGUGUUAGAAAACAAUUUCGUUUUUUUUUUUUAUAUACAAGCGUUUUAUAAAUUCAAAUUUUGAUGAAAAUCAAAAAAAUUGCAGCAUUUAAAAACAUACAUAGCCGAACUUUGCUCAGAAUCGUUUUUAAUUAGUAAUAAUUUAUCGUUGCGUACAGAUAUAAAUUAGUUAACUCAAUGUGUCUUACCUUCUCAACUUUCGUAUGAAUAACAGUGGCACAGCUAUAUCAAUAUCAGCUCUUUUUUUAGUAUUAUAUUUUUUUAAUAAUGUCUACAUGUAUUAUAGGAUUUGCCGGAUACUCCUUGGAAGUCCAUAUUGACGUCGGGUCCGUUAUGGGCAGCGAUAAUUUCGGGUAUUGGUGCCGAUUGGGGCGGUUAUACGAUCGGUAGUGAUCUUCCCAAAUAUAUGAAUGACGUCCUACAUUUUUCCGUGACAGAAGUACAUUUCAAUAACGUGAUAUUAUGCGGUUUGUAAUUCGUAAUAACUUUUUUCAUACAGAACGGAGUAUUAUCGUCAAUUCUGUACUUGGUCCAAUGGACCAUGAUGGUUUUAAGCGGUAUUCUGGCCGAUCUACUUGUAAGUAAACGAGUGAUGGGCAUCACUGCGGUUAGAAAAACGUACGCUAUUAUCGGUAAGGUUUUAGUGUAAACAUCACCUUGUUACAUAGAAAGACUUAUAGCGAAUUUAAAAUUAAUUUUAUUUAUUAUCAGGAACUUUUGGUCCGGGAUUGGGCGUUGUGUGUGCUUCGUUUAUAGGGUGCAAUAAAAUGAUGGCUAUCUUGUGCUUCACCGUGAGUAUGGCGCUCUGGGGAUUCUGCGUUUCUAGUAUUUGUAUUAAUCCCCUCGACUUGUCACCCAAUUAUGCGUCUACUUUAAUCGCACUGGCAAACAGCAUUGGAUGUCUGUCUGGAAUGGCGUCCCCUUACAUUACGGGACUUCUUGUUCCAAACGUACGCACUCAUAAUUAAAAGAUUCAUAACCUAUAUCGCUUGUCCUCCUUUAAAUUUCUUUAGUAAUGUUUUAUCAUUACAGAGAACCCUUUUGGAAUGGCGUCUAGUAUUUUGGACGAUGUUGAUAAUAAUGACAUCGACGUCCGUAAUCUAUGUGUUAUUUGGAUCAGGCGAAGUACAAACAUGGAAUGAUCCUGCAGAAAAUGAUUGCCCGAGAAUAAAAGAAAAUAGUAAGAGUGGUGAAUUAUCGGUGGAACAUAUGGAUGUGAACAACAUUGUUGAUUAAAUGUAAAACAGUAUUUUAAAUAUAUUUUUUAUUGUGGAUAUAAUUAAAUUAAGGGUUAUAUUACGUAGGCAUCGUACGUAUGUACAAUAUUGAUGGUCCAGUGCAAAGUAUACACUACGCAAUAGAAAAUCAAGCGUUACCCUUGGGACGGCUUGUUUGGAUAUGAACUGGCAAGGAAGAUUGACUGUAGUGUAUAUCAUGCGAUACCUAUGCAAUAUACUGUCCAGCAGACAAUUUUUCUUUCUAC